This is a messenger RNA of Ectocarpus siliculosus, 1403 nucleotides long. The record is from the annotation of a GenBank genome assembly. NCBI's taxonomy places the organism in Eukaryota, Phaeophyceae, Ectocarpales, Ectocarpaceae.
AUGGGCGACGAAGAAGUGGAGUACAAGGCGGAGUACUUGGACACAGCGGAAGAUGCCGAACCCGAGGUGGCAAAUUGGCUGCCGAGACCGGGGAAGGCGAAGGUGACCUAUGCCGAGGGGUCGAGCUUCGAGGGGGUCUUCAACGGGGAGCGCAUCAAAGACGGACCUGGCAAGUACACCUGGAUGAAGCCAGCAGAGGAAGACGGGGAGGACCCUCAGGUACACGCAACGUACGAGGGCAACUACACGGACGGCAAGAAAGCCGGCACCGGCAAGAUGACGUAUCCUAACGGAGACGAGUAUACGGGGGAAUGGAAGGACAACGCCAUGGAGGGAGAGGGGACCUACGUGUACAAGGCAACGGGGGACAUCUACAGCGGCACCUGGGUGGCCAACAAGAAGAGCGGCCAGGGAAUGUACCAGUUCGGCGCGGAUGACAGCACCAUGCACGGCACGUGGGUCGACGGCACCAUCACCGAGGGGACGUGGGUCUUCAAGGACGGAACGGUGUACACGGGCCGCUUCGAGGGAGGGCGGCCAAAGGGCGAGGGGACGUUCGCUUUCCCGAGCGGCAUCAGCCAACAGGGCUUCUACGAGGCCGUGGUGGCGGAGGAUGCAGACGAGGAGGAGCCCCCGGCGCUGCUGUGGCGAGGACAGAGCGUGGUUACGUGCUGAAUUUACUUCGAAAGAGCCUCGCUCGAGACUUUGGGAAAGGCUGAAUAAAACCAGUUUUGUUCGAGUUCGGUCUACAGCACGAGGAGAGAACUUGUCUAUUCUAUGCCACCUCCGAAGCCUUGUAGUGUACUCCUGUAUUUCCAGUCUAGAAAACACGGAGACAUGAGCACGGCAGCCCUACCUUUGGCAGACGCUCCGGGGUCUCCCCGUGGUCCUGUCGUGUUCUGUUUCGUGGUGUCUAGGUCAGGGAAUUCAUGAUGCCGCCCGGGCGCUUUGUGGAGGGGAGAGUGACAGGCAGUUUUCAUGCAGAGGCAUCAGGCUGCUGAGCCACACACAACGCACAAACUUAAGGUACGAACUACUAGGUUCCGCAAAUCUGACCACCUUGGGUGUUAUGCCAAUGGUUGUUCGCAAACUUGACUUGCAUCCGUUCGUCGUUUCGUGCUUCUGUGACCUGCGCCGGAUGGCCUAGUUGGGCGCAGCUGGGUCCUUGUGGGGGCGGGGCAUUCCAAUCAGACAAGCGGCAAUCCCUCCCGCGGCAUAAGACACAUGGGGGGCGUUCUCUACGCGCAUUCUUCGUGGACCAUACUAAAGCACGCUUGGGGCACUCAAGUUUUGUCAAGAAUAACCUCAGCGCUGGCACAACACGUGUGGCGGAAACAACAGGAGAGCUCGCGAUCAAGUCUGAUUUUUUCUUUUCCACGCACUAAACCGGGGGGGGGGGGGGG